AUGGCGGCUGCUCAGCAACCCCUCUACUCCCUCAUCAUCGCCAUCCACUCCCCCCUCGACUCUGAGCAAUACCACCACACCAUCAAAGACGACUGGCGACUCGGCGACAUCUCUGUCGACUGGAUAGAUUUCACUCGCGAGAAGAGCAUCGACAAGCGCGAAAUGUCUCGCGGGUCAGCCAAAGACGAUCGUCGGGUGGGAGAUGCUGCUAGGUCAGCCCAGGGUGGGAGGGCCGUACCGGGUUCGUCGACAAAGACUACAGGGACCAAGAAAUCACGCUCUUCGCCACCUCAGGCCCAUCCAUCUCAGUCAUCAGAGACCGACGCGCUGUCUCUCCAGCCCCUCCUUGCCCAUUUCCCCUCACCCUCUCCACUAUCAGCUUCUUACGCAGAAGGGAUAUCGUCCCUCGGUACCGGCGUGGUCCACCUAUUCCGACAUGCUCCGCCCUCCAGCCUCCUCGCGUCUAUAGACGCUCAUCCAUUCGGCUCUUCUUCCAAAUCAAACUCGUUCUCAGGAAAAGGGUCCACAAAAGAUUCGGCCUGUAGUAAAGAGAACUGGGAUGGGGAGAGUGCUGAAGGAGGGGAUGGGAGCUUGGUGGCGAUUCUGGCAGUACCAGCAUGGAUGCGGCCCGCCGACUUUUUGGAGUUUAUCGGAGGAUGGGGCAACUGCCUCGAAGGUGUCCGAAUGAUCAGGGAAGCAGCCACCCCGAACAGGUCCAUCGUCCUCCUCAAAUUCCGCGACCCCCUCCAAGCGCGCGACUUUAUGGUCAUCUUCACCGGCCGAGCCUUCUCCACCCUCGACUCUCGCGAGACAUGCCACCCUAUCCGCAUACACCAUCUCGUCCUCCACAAACUCGAUCCCCCCACAGCCGCCUCUACUCCCAUUCCGGCGUUUCCACCUUCUGGUGUUUCAGCAGAAGGCCGGUUUGAGCUACCGUCUUGUCCCGUGUGUUUGGAGAGGCUGGAUUCGAACGUAACGGCUCUUGUAACACUUCCCUGUGCGCACACGUUUGAUUGCGACUGUCUCCGAAAAUGGGGCGACUCGCGCUGUCCCGUCUGCCGCGUAUCCCACCUCCUCCUCUCUUCCUCCUCCGCCACCCCAGCCCACCCAGUGCACCCCGACCGCGAGAGAGAUAUCACAAGGCUGACUGAAUGCAACCUCUGCGGGUCGACGGAUAACAAUUGGAUAUGUGUCGUCUGCGGCACGGUGGGCUGUGGGCGGUAUGAACCGGGGAAGGGACAUGCGAGACGGCAUUGGGAAGAGAGUGGGCAUGUGUUGGCUAUGGAGUUGGAGACGCAGAGGGUUUGGGAUUACAAAGGUGACAAUUAUGUUCAUCGAUUGAUACAAACCAAGAAUGACGGUAAACUCGUCGAACUCCCCUCGGCCUCAUCCCUCAUCACCCCUUCCGUCUCCCGGCCCCUUUCUCUAGGCCCGGACCAUCACCAGUCUACGACCCCACAAUCCCAAUCCCAAUCGUCCCCCGCUCAAGACGCUCCCUCCUCCCAUGCAGGGCCGUCAAGCAACGAUAUAGACAAAAUCUCUUCUAUCGAAUCCAUCACCCUCGAAUACUCUUACCUCCUCUCCUCCCAGCUCGAAAGUAUGCGACAGCACUACGAAGGGCAGCAGUCGACUCUCCUCUCGCGUUUGACGGCUCUCGAACAAAAAAGCGAUGCUUGGGAUGAGAGGAUGCAAAAGCUAGAGAGGGAGAAGGAGAAGGAGAGGAAAGAAGCGGAAAGGUGGAAGGGCAAGGUGGAUGGUGUGAGGGGUCUUGUGGGGGGACUGCAGACGGCGCUGGGGGCUGAAAAGGCCAUGAGCCAUGGGUUGUCGGAGCGUAUCAAAGCGUUGGAGAAGGAGAGGGAUGAGGCGGUCAAGAAGGGGGCGGAUAAGGAGGACGAGGUGAAGGGGUUGGAAGAGACGGUGAGGGAUUUGAUGUUCAGCUUGGAGGCAGGGUUGAAGAUGCAACAGCUGGGUGGGGAGGGAGGAGAGGGUGGGGAUUUGAUAGUGCAGCCUGGUAAAGAGACAAAACCCAAGAAGAGGGGCAAGAAUUGA
Messenger RNA from Cryptococcus amylolentus CBS 6039, 2049 nucleotides. RefSeq lists its product as hypothetical. Gene Ontology annotation, biological process: protein ubiquitination; Ras protein signal transduction. Gene Ontology annotation, cellular component: cytoplasm. Gene Ontology annotation, molecular function: ubiquitin protein ligase activity; zinc ion binding. NCBI's taxonomy places the organism in Eukaryota, Fungi, Basidiomycota, Tremellomycetes, Tremellales, Cryptococcaceae. The transcript is spliced from 4 exons. The coding region runs from base 1 to 2049 and encodes 682 amino acids. The record is from RefSeq and is a predicted model, not a curated record.